CUCCUUGUAUGAAUUGCUAUCACUCUUUUCAUUUCAUUUCCCCUAUAGAGAAAGAGAAAGAGAGAGAUAGAGAAUAAUGGUGGGGCAAUGGCAAGAAGUUGAUGAAGAGGUGGUGAUCAGAUGCUACGAUGAUCGUAGGGACAGAAUUCAAAUGGGUCGUGUGGAGAAGAGUUGUGAGAUUGGUCACGACCACCAAACUCUUCUCUUCACAGACACUUUAGGCGAUCCCAUAUGCAGAAUCCGAAAUAGUCCUUUCUUCAUUAUGCUGGUGGCAGAGGUUGGGAACAAGCUGGUAGGUUCCAUACAAGGCUCAGUAAAGCCAGUGGAGUUUCAUGAUAAGUCAGUGAGACUAGGUUAUGUUCUUGGUCUCAGAGUUGUCCCGUCCUAUCGACGCCGUGGCAUUGGUUCGAUUCUGGUGAGAAAGCUUGAGGAAUGGUUCGAGUCUCACAAUGCUGACUAUGCUUACAUGGCCACUCAAAAGGACAAUGAGGCCUCUCUCGGUCUCUUCGUCGGGAAACUUGGCUAUGUGGUCUUCCGAAACCCCGCAAUCCUGGUCAAUCCCGUCAACCCCGGCCGCGGUUUAAAAUUGCCGUCUAACAUUGGAAUAAGGAAGCUAAAGGUGAAAGAGGCCGAGUCAUUGUACCGGAGAUAUGUAGCAGCUACGACAGAAUUUUUCCCGGAAGACAUUAACAAAAUCUUGCGGAACAAGUUAAGUAUUGGGACAUGGUUGGCUUACUACAAUGAUGGCAACACCAGAAGCUGGGCGAUGCUUAGUGUUUGGGAUAGUAGCAAAGUCUUCAAACUUAGGAUCGAGAGAGCUCCUUUGAGCUAUUUGCUAUUCACUAAAGUUUCCAAUUUUUUUGGUAAAUUCUUGUCGUUAUUGGGAUUAACGGUUUUGCCUGAUCUGUUUACUCCGUUUGGGUUCUAUUUCCUUUAUGGGGUCCACUCGGAAGGUCCACUUAGUGGGAAACUAGUUAGGACUUUGUGUGAGCACGUUCAUAACAUGGCUGCAUCAGAUGACGGUUGCGCGUGUAAGGUUGUAGUGGUGGAGGUCGACAAAGGAAGUAACGGCGAUGAUUCUUUGGGAAGAUGUAUUCCGCAUUGGAAAAUGCUUUCGUGUGACGAUGAUAUGUGGUGUAUCAAGCCGUUGAAAUGUGAGAAGCAGAAGAUUGGUUUGAGUGAGAAAACAAAAUCGCGGUCUUCGCUCUUUGUGGAUCCAAGAGAUGUGUAGCUAGCUAGCUACCGAGAUUCAUAUAUCGCGUGUUUUAUCCAACUGAAUACACCUAAUAGCAAAAUAUGCGAAUCGUUUCGCUUUUUCCUUGAUUAAUGACUAGACAUGAAAGAAAUUAUGCAAUUCCGUGACUAUUUUUGGUGAAAUUAUGUUUUUUGCUUGAUGGUUUUGGUAUACUACCUUUCAUUUUUAUUGAUUAUUUUGUGCCUAAUUGUUAGACUACAUUUAAGAGAUUGUACUGCUAAAUGAUAUCUUCAAUAAAAUGCUAACACUUGU
Arabidopsis arenosa is the source of this 1507-nucleotide messenger RNA. The record is from the annotation of a GenBank genome assembly. NCBI's taxonomy places the organism in Eukaryota, Viridiplantae, Streptophyta, Magnoliopsida, Brassicales, Brassicaceae.